This is a messenger RNA of Clonostachys solani, 618 nucleotides long. The record is from the annotation of a GenBank genome assembly. NCBI's taxonomy places the organism in Eukaryota, Fungi, Ascomycota, Sordariomycetes, Hypocreales, Bionectriaceae.
AUGUUCUACUUUUCAAUCGACGAUAAGCUAAAGGCGGUCUAUAGUCUUAAGGACGAACUUCGACCUGAUGCUACGGAAACCAUUAAAACCUUGCAGAAGCGUAGUAUCUCAGUACAUGUGGUUUCUAGCGACGAUGAUGGAGCCAUUCGGACCUUAGCAUCCAAGCUUAGCAUUCCUGGUGAAAAUAUGCACUCUCAAAGCUCACCUGCCGAUAAGAAGAAUUACAUCGAGACUCUCCUCGGUGCUACUACAGAUCGCAAGAAGCCGGUUAUCGUUUUCUACGGCGAUGGCACGAAUAAUACUAUUACUCUCGCGCAGGCUACUAUCAGCGUCCAUAUAAACGAAGGCACAGAUGUCGCGCAAUCUGCUACAGAUAUUAUUCUCAUGCGCCCUUCCCUAGCUAGCAUUCUGACCAUAAUAAACGCAAGUCGGAAAUCCAUCAACCGCAUCAAGUUCAACUUUAGGUGGAGUUUCAUGUACAACACCUUCGCAGUUCUUCUUGCUGCCAGUGCCUUUAUCAACGCGAGGAUUCCUCCAGAGUUUGCGGGACUAGGAGAGUUAGUGAGCGUGCUGCCAGUCAUUGCUGCCGCGGUGCUUCUGCGCUGGGCGAAGGUCUAG